Messenger RNA from Chrysemys picta bellii (western painted turtle), 1463 nucleotides. The record is from RefSeq and is a predicted model, not a curated record. NCBI's taxonomy places the organism in Eukaryota, Metazoa, Chordata, Testudines, Emydidae.
AGGAUACUGGGCUAGAUGGACCUUUGGUCUGACCCUCCCUGGCAGGGUCUUGUUGGGUCUGACUCCCCCAUCGCCCCUCCCCCCCCCCUUUCAGGCUUGCACUCCAGGCGCGUAUUGGACACGGUGGUGUCGGAGCCCAGCCCGGGGCUGCCCUGGUACAGCCGUGUUGUGUAUGUGGACGAUCAGGUCAUCUACGUCUACACCAGUGGGAUGCAGAAGGCGGAGCCUCGCACAGUGUGGAUGGCGCAGAACGAGGGUCCAGAGUUCUGGGACGAGAGGACCUGGUGGGCACAGCGCCAUCAGAAAUGGUUCAAAGCGAGUUUGAACACCCUGGGUCAGCUCUACAACCAGAGCGAGGGGUUUCACAUUAUCCAGAUGAAAUAUGGCUGUGAUCUCCGGGAAGACAACACCACUUGGGGGUUUUACCAGGAUUCCUAUGACGGACGAGACUUUCUUACCUUCGAUAAGGAGACCAUGACUUUAGGAGCAGCAGAUAUUGGGGCUCAGAUCACCAAGAGGAGAUGGGAUGCUGAAGUAUUUGACAACCAGCAGUGGAAACACUACUUGGAAGAGAGAUGUAUCCCCUGGCUAAGGAGUUCUCUAGAGUACGGGAAGGAGACUCUGCACAGGAAAGUGCACCCAACAGCUAGAGUGAGUGACAGGUCAUCUCAUGACGGCCUCAGCACCCUCUCCUGUAAGGUCAGUGGGUUCUACCCCCGGGACAUCACCGUGACCUGGCUGAAAAAUGGGGAGAGCAGACAGCAGGUGACCUACUCUGAAGGCAUUCUACCCAAUGGGGAUGGGACCUACCAGACCUGGUUGACAAUGGAGAUUGAUCCCAAGAUCAAAGCCCAUUAUUCAUGUCACGUGGAGCAUGAAAGCCUGUUAGAGCCACUCUCUGUCUCCUGGGAACCAAAUAACAAUCUGAUUCCCACUGUGGCUGGAGUUAUCACUGCAGUUGUCCUGAUUGGUGUUAUAAUCGGAGUAGUUGUCUGGAAAAAGAAACACCCAGGGGGGAAGGGAGACGGCUACGCUGUAGCUCAGACAAAUGACCAGGGAUCUAGUGGCUCUGACAUAUCUGCCAAGGAGCCUGUUGCAGUCUGUUUGACAACCUGAGAGGAUCCCAGAGGGGAAGACCCAGGACACCAGACGAGAGCUUUCCAGCAAGUGGGAAGAAGAUCUAAAAGGGGAAAGGAACAGACAUAACUGACCUUGCUUUCCCCACAAUGCCACAUCUAGAAGGACCGGAGGGAAAAAGAUUGAGGGGGAGAUGCUGGUCUGAGGCAGGAAAGAAGGAAGCCUGCCUGUGUAUGCAAAGGCUAACCUAUGUGUACUGGUGAUAUAAAAUUAUUCUACUUAACUGCCAGGGGGCAAAUUUGUCACGUACACAUGGGAGAAAGAAGAAGGACAAAAUGCAGGGUCAGCUAUAGGUAGUCAGGAAGUUCCUUCAAGAGGAAAUGUAG